This is a messenger RNA of Symbiodinium natans, 4215 nucleotides long. NCBI's taxonomy places the organism in Eukaryota, Dinophyceae, Suessiales, Symbiodiniaceae. The record is from the annotation of a GenBank genome assembly.
AUGGCCAUGGAAGCAGACAGGAGCAAGCCCUUUUGCACGCAGCCGUCGGAGUUCGGAUAUACCUUCUAUGACGGAGGACAAAGCUUCAACUACACCGACAUUCACUGUACGCAUCUUUGCCACGAAGCAGGCGGCAUGAAUAAGGCCUGCAUGAACGAGGCAGAGAUGAGUAUGGACUCACCGUCUGGGACUUUCAUCCCCACCUUCUUUUCGGACGUCAUGAUGCACAGCCUGCACGACACUGCAGAGCCCAGUUAUCACUAUGUGCCCGGCAUUGAGAGCAUGAAGCUGGCCUUCAGUCACAACUACUACGCAGUCCGGCCAGACGACCUCAUUGGUGGACCUAGGGAGACCUUGGUCGGCAGCAGCGACGGUGCUGCCACUUCGGGUGCUCCUGUGACGACCGUGCUCCUGAACCAUUCUGGGACCAUCCUCAAGCGCUUUGAGCCCGGAGAGAGGAUCAGCCUCACGGUGGAAGAGGUGCUGAUGGCCGGCCAGGCCGAGGAGUUUGGAGAUGAUGACUCCAGGCUUUUACUCGAUGGCCGAUACUACAACUUUGAAGAGAGAGUGAUGCGAAGCAACACGCCCAGCGGCCCCCAGGGGCCAACGUUGCGGUUGACCGGCGCUGACGUGACCAUCAAAAUCACCUACACGAACAAGGGCUACUGCCGCAUGGAGAAGGAUUCGCCCAGACUCUGGGUGUCAGGCACUUCGAACUCUCAAGUCGCAUGCGUUACCGUCCGAGCCAAGAGGGGCUGGACACAGAAAGUGCGAAAUGCAGUCUUCAACGACGCAGGAGCCUUCUGGACCAGAACAUACAAUGGCCUCAAGAUCUCCUUCGAGAGCACCGGGGUCUUCUCAUCCUUCGACUCCUUCGCGCUCUUCGAGAGUCUCACCAUCCUCUUCAUCUGGCUGCAAGUUCCGUCGCUGGUCAUCUACGUCAUGGCGGCGUUCAUGCUGGGCACCCUGUCCAAGGUCUAUUCCAGCGUGAUGCACGAACAGCGCGGCUUGAUCGGAACGACGGCAGGCAUCGCUGCGCGCCUGCUGAAUUAUAGCUCCACGUACAACGACCUUCGUGAUGAUCAGGGCGUGACCAAGCAGCGCAUGUUGCGCCGCUUCAACUACAUCCUGGCGCAUGAAGAAGACCUGGAUGCGAACGAGCGGGAGAAGUUCGUGGACUUUGUCUACAAAAGCAUUCUGUCAAGCGGUGGCAUGGAUGCGCAGACCUCCCACGCCGAUAUGCUGUCCUUCUGCACGGCCUGUUCCAGUGGCGAGCCCCUUAGCUUCGAGAUCCUCCAAGCAUUCUUCAACCGCAAGAAGCGAGUGGGCUUGGUCGAACGGUGCUUCCAGGAUUCCAGCAUCUCCGCAAUCCAGAGCGUGAGCCAGUCCCAGCUGAACAUUCAGGAUGAAGGCACCGAAGACGAGCCCCUGAAGGAUGCUGCCGCUCCGGUGGGACCUGCAGGCCAAUCUGGCAGCGGGUCUCGACUUGGCAACAUUCACGAAGAGAACACCCGAAUGCAAGAACGCUGUGCCGAAGUCACCGAAAGCUUGAAGGAGACCCUGAAGGUGGCCAGGGCCUCGGCUGGGGCAGAGUGGGAACAAGAUGGCGACAUUCUCCCGAACAGUGUCGUCAGCGACGCCCACAACAAGACGUGGUCAAAUACCUUUGGAGAAUUCUCGCUUUGCUUGCUGGUUCAACAGGCAGGGUGGUGGAGAGCCCCUCGGGCCGAGAAGGGUCGCGACAAAACGCUCAAGUCAGGAAGGCCCGGUGGGUUGACUCAGACGCAGGGGGCGUGCAACCUCGGACGUGCGGGGAGCUGGGAGGAGGGAGAAGGCGACGGAGACACGGAGCAUGCCGGCGAGUGGCAGCUGAAACUUUCCCGCGAGCCAAGCCAGGAUCCACAGCCGAAGCUUUGGGGAUCCGACUUCGGCUCGGAGAGCAACCUGUCCCCGUGGGUUCCCGAUGCCAACCUCCAGAUCGAGUCUGCCUUGACCAAGAGGCCGGCCAAGCUGACGACCGGCCAGCGCAUCUUGAAGGCAGCAUCGGCGGCUCGAAGAGUCGGGAUCAGGAAGUCGUUCGCGGUCCUGUGCAUUGAGCAGGAGGUCCUUUGUGAUGACGAGGAGGCAGCGAAGGUCACAGUUCGGCAUGAUGCUGGAUGCAGGCACCUCCUCUCCGUCUGCAAGGGGGUGGGAAAGGCCACGCUGAUGGCCGACCGCCUUGAGGAAGAAGCUCUCGAUUCUAUCCGGGCCUGCAUGGCCAGAAUCGUACAGGCGGCGGACGGGGAGUCCAUCGUCGGCAUCACAGUCGAUGUCGGCUACCUUUGGUUGAAGCAUCAGCGGAGCCUUCGCCAGCUGUUCCCGCAGUGCCUGGUGCUUGUAACACCGAUGGUUCAGCUACCCCUCAUCAGAACAUGCUUCUCUUCAAGGGGGAAGACCUUGCUGGUCACAUGGGAAGAUGCAAAGGCCCCCAGGGCUGACGUGCAGAAAGCCAGGGAAGUCUGCGAAGUCCUUUGCCUCAGCACAGAGGAUGAGAAGUGGUCGAGCUGGCUAUGGGGAGGGGCUGCUCCUCUUGAGGGAACCUUGACGCUGGAGCUUGCGGCCUUGGUUCAGCAGCGAGUCCUGAGCCUGUCAUCGCAGGGCACCGUCAUUGACAGCAUCCUGCUCGAUACGGCUUUGAGCAUGUUCACCAGCAGUCUUCGGGAGACCACCGGGCUGCCAGUCUUUGACGACGCCUCCAUGAAGAGCUUCUUCAGCUCGGCAUCUUCACUCAACCACUUCAGUGAGGCAUGCGUUCUGGGACGCCUGGAGGCCAAGCUGCAGAAGCUCAAGUCAGAUGAGGCCGGCUGCCAGCCCCCCCUUGGCAAUCUCGGACUCGUGCGGCUGGACUCCUACGAGUAUCCGCCAGCUGUUGGUGAUGCAGACCACGCAAGCACGUUUAGCUUUCAGACAUCUUCGAGAGUUGCACGCGGGCUUUGCUUUGAGAACGCGCAGCAAGCCUCGCAAUCACCAGCUGUGCUGGAGAACUUGAAGAGCGCGGCAGAUGAGUUGGAGUCGCAAGAGUGCUUUGCCAUAGCUGGGAACUGUGGCUUCAUGCAUUUUUACCAGGACUUGAUUCGGGACAUCGUCCAGGUGCCCGUGUUCAUGAGCGCCCUCGUGCAGGUGCCCACGAUGAUGGCGGCCUUGGAGCCGGAAGACAGGAUCCUGAUUCUGACUGCAAACGGGGCAUCCUUUCGCGCGGCACAAGACAGGCUCAUCCCAUCUGGCUGGUUCUCAUCGCCUGGCGAUUCUGAUCGGAUCGUCGUGCGAGGCUGCGAGGCCGUGCCAGGCUUUGAGGCCGUGGCGAAUGUGGAGCAAGUGGACACAAGGAAGGUGCAGAUCCACCUCAGCAACUAUGUGAAGCAGAUAUUGGCGGAAGAGGGGACAACACGCCCUGUUAAGCUGAUCCUGUUGGAGUGCACCGAAUUGCCCCACUAUGCUGCCGAGCUGCGACGAGUCAGCGGCCUGCCGGUUUUCGACUUUGUCACCUGCGCCGAGUUUUUUUGCCAAGGUGAUACCAGUAAGAAGGCUUCGUCGGUGACAGAGGAGGAUGCCACCACGCGGCUGGAGAUCUACCGGGAUGAGGUUCAGAAGAUCGGGAAGUCAAGGAAGAUGCCGGCGCAGACUCUCGCGGAUGGCAGCAUCUACGAAGGAGAGUGGGUCGGCCCCGUCAGGCACGGCAGAGGCGUCUUGACACUGCCAGACGGCUCGAGCUAUGCGGGCCAGUUCGAGCAUGGUGUCGUCCAUGGUUUUGCGACAUACACCUUGCCCACUGGCGCCAAGUACGAGGGUGAGUGGCGUCUGGGGAAGCAGGACGGAGAAGGCCGGGAGAUCACAGCCGAGGGCGCCAUCUACCAAGGCCAGUACAAAGAUGACAAGAAGGAAGGGGAUGCGUCCAUCUCUUAUCCGGACGGGUCCACGUACGAAGGGAAGGUUUCCGACGGCAAGCUUCAUGGCACGGGCAAGUACGUGUGGAGCAAUGGCCAUUCCUACGAAGGCGAGUGGGAAGAUGAUGAGAUGCACGGUGAGGGCGUCUACACGUGGCCAACGGGUGUGAAGUUCAUUGGGCAAUAUCAGCACAACUUGAAGCACGGUACAGGAGUUGUACACUUUCCCGACGGCCGGACUGUGGAGGGUACGUACGAGGCAGGCACGCGGCAAAGCACCAGCGGCUACUGA